UAGAAACAGUAAUGAGUCGGAAAUAUUAAAAGUAAUCUCAGGUUUAAUUGUUCAAAGGAUAAGUAUUACAGCAGAUGAUUGUGGAUGUGCUGCUGGAAAUGAUUUUUUUAGUCUUGGUGAAUUUACUAAAUCAGCUGCAAUAGAGCACACCUUAUGA
Molecule: messenger RNA, 157 nt
Organism: Entrophospora candida
Lineage: Eukaryota; Fungi; Glomeromycota; Glomeromycetes; Entrophosporales; Entrophosporaceae
Source: the annotation of a GenBank genome assembly